AGACGCUGUCGCAUUUUAUAAGCGAAGAAGAUGCCGCCUCCCAAGCGGGAGUUUAAGAGACAAGUCUGCUGCUGAUUUGUGUUAAUUCACGGUGUUCUAGGCUUCGCUUUGCGCUGCGUUCUGAAAUCCUCUUGUGUAACGCGGUAGUUUGUCUGGUGUUGAUGACGUGCGUGCGAGCACACGCGACUUCCUGGCCUUGAACUGGGUUCUGCUGUCGCUGACUGUCAGGGUGAAGUGAAACCACCAUGUCCCAGAGCAGGAGGCCGUCGAGCAGCCACAGCGCCUCUCACAAGAGGGUAGGUCCGGCCACGCAGCACGCUUCACACACGCCUCGUUCAUCGAGCCCUGUCGUCCAGGGCCGCGGCGGUGAGCUGCUGUCGCAGAGAGACGGCGACGAGGAGGAGGAGGAGGAGGCCGCCGCCCUCACGCAGCCCCACAGGACUCUGGAGAAGCUCGCACCCGCGCAAGUCGACCAGAAGGUCGCUGAAGUGGUGCAGUAUUUACUGGUAAAGGACCAGAAGAAGAUCCCACUUCGCAGAGCAGACAUUGUGCGGCAUGUGGUGAAGGAGCACAAAAGCAUCUACAAUGAGAUCCUGCGCAGAGCCUCGGAAACUCUGGAGAGGGUGUUUGGAUUUGAAUUGGUUGAGCUUGGCCCCAAAACCCACAUGUACAUUAUGGUGAAUAAGUUGGCUGCUGUAGAGGGAGGCCCAGAACUCAGUCCCGCCAACCCAAAACUCGGGCUCCUGUUCGUGAUCCUGGGCUUCAUCUUCAUGAAAGGAGGCGUCCUCCGGGAAAACGUGGUCUGGAAGUUCCUGAAGCGACUGCGCGUGGUUCCAGGGGAGAAGCACGAAGAGUUCGGGGAUGUGAAGAAGUUGGUCACAGAAGAGUUUGUUCGUCAAAAGUACCUGGAGUACACUCGCAUCCCGCACACAGACCCAGUAGAGCACGAGUUCCAGUGGGGCCCACGUGCCCACCUGGAGGUGUCCAAACCCAGAAUCCUGGAGUUCAUGGGUGAACUUUACAACCAGGACCCGAAGAGCUGGAGUCAGCGGUACAAGGAAGCUCACUCCAGUCAGGCGUGCAGCAGCAGCAGCCAGAGCUGAGAGACAGAUGUGCUCCGGUACCGUCUCCAAGGCCUCCUCGGGGUCUCGGUCCACGUCCACGUUCUGUGGAGAAGACUUCAGUUAGAUGCUGCUGAGUGUUCCUGUUGUGGAAAGUUGUCUCUCGUUCACAAACGCAUGAUGUUCCUGUGUCAAAUUAAAUUAAACAGCCCAGAUUACUUUGAAGUGACUUUUCGUUUCUU
Molecule: messenger RNA, 1303 nt
Organism: Synchiropus splendidus (mandarinfish)
Lineage: Eukaryota; Metazoa; Chordata; Actinopteri; Syngnathiformes; Callionymidae
Gene: ndnl2
Product: necdin-like 2
Exons: 10
Coding region: 246-1103 (285 amino acids)
Cellular component (GO): nucleus
Source: RefSeq, a predicted model, not a curated record